This is a messenger RNA of Peronospora farinosa, 3567 nucleotides long. Lineage: Eukaryota; Oomycota; Peronosporomycetes; Peronosporales; Peronosporaceae. The record is from the annotation of a GenBank genome assembly.
AUGGAACGACUUAUUCUACAGAUUCAAGAGACACAAAAGGUACUACAGAAGCCCAAGACCGACUGGAGCGAUUGUUGUGCAUCCAUUGAGGACUUGGCAACAGCUGUGGAGUCACUGGGACAGUUGGAAGACUACAAGGAUGUAGUUCGACUGCUUCUGAGCCUCUCGAGGGAUAUAGGGGUACAAAUUCGUGCUAUUCGAUCCAAAUUGGUAAAAGAUGUUUGUGAACAUUUGAUACGGAUCGUCAUGGUCACUGGACGAGAUUUUCAAGAGAUGGCAAAUGUUCUAUUGCCUUCAAUUAUUGCCACGUCCAAGAGCACACUGGCUGCAAUUCGUCAACCAGGAGCAAAGCUAUUGAGUAGAUUGUCUGAGAAAGUGCGGUAUGACUUGGCUAUUGUCAGGAAGAUUUACGAGAAUGCGAUGCAAGAGAAAACUUGCGUGUUGGUACUGGAACAAUUACGGAUUGUGUUCGUCUAUUGGUCUGAUGAAGAAGUGCUGCCGUGGGAAUCAGACGUACUGGAGAUGGUCCGAUUGGGGCUAAAUAGCCAACAUAGUGACGUCCGGAAGGCAGCACGAGAUGUUCUCUGUAGGUUUUCGUCAAGAUGGAGUGAGCGUGUGGAUGAAUUACGACAAAUGUUGUCCGACCAGGCUAAAGCUCUGCUGAUCCAGGAGCAUCGGAGCUCUCCAUUGGCUGCAGCAAUCAUGGAGAAACAUCCAGAGAUUGUUACUAAAUUAGGAGCAUUAUCGCGCAACCGAGCUAUUUUAGCUCAAUCGCGCUCUAGAUUGCCCAAAUCGGUGCAAAAUACUGAGAUCCAUGUGUCAGCAACUCCCCCGCCGCAUCUCGAACAGCAAAAAGUCUUGGAACAAAAGCCAUGCAGCAGUGGAGGGAGCGCCGCGAAGACCAGUAGAACUGCACCGGCUCCUGAGGGGACAGAAAUUAGUGAAAGUGUGCGGCGUGCAUUGGAUAAUCCUGGUGUCUUUGGAGGAUCCGAUGACUGCCAGCAGGAAGAAACUGCUACGAUACUUAGUCGCUCACAAAUGCACGUACUCUACGCAAAGCAAGAGAUCGGGCUGUCAAAUGCAUCAGAGGUUGAAGAAAGUCCCUGUCCUCGAGCUGAUAUUCACAGUCCAACGACUGUGACGCGAGCCUCAAGUGCAUCCAAUGCCGAAGAGACUUUGCUUCAGCACUCUAGCGUCCAGAUUGAGGACUUUCAGAUUUCCGGCUUGUCAAAUCGCUCUUCAGGUUUGUACGGUGAGAAGCACCAGGAAUCACCUACCAGAUCUAGCGGCUCUCCCGAACUGUGGGUAUCUCGACCUCCUCGUCAAGGAAGCUUCUCGUUGAAAGGGCAAGAAAGUAUGGUACCUUCCACACAUGGUAGUAAUGCCUAUGUUGAAGAGGAUACGGUCGAGCCGAAUCCAUUUAGUGCAAGCGACGAGUAUUUCAGCAAGCCAAUUCCGAGUUCACUUGAUGCACCGAGUUCUCCCUCGCCAUCUACAGAAAAUGUGACACAUCGACCAAGACGGCAAACGCUCGCUCACCAGGAACACAAUAAUUCGCCACCGCAACUGUGCUCGUCUCUGCUGUCGUCUCCCAAGCUGACCGCACCAAAAGGGUCUCAGCAGCUUCGGUUAGUGGAUACGAUACCAGAGUCUGUCAGUAAGCCCAACCAAGGAGCGAGAUCUCCACUGCGCGAACAAUAUGCUGAUUAUGUGCACGAUGGUGAAGAUGACAUUGGCGAACUGACAGGAGUAGGCGAUCACGAAGAGCUUAAUAUUGAGUGGGAUCAUUGCCGACUGGAUGAUAUUCGGUUACAAAAUGAAGGUAAGCAGCGCUCUGUGGAGAAUGACGAUGACCAGGAGGGAGAUGUUUUUUCAGAUGAAUGGCAUGUUGAUGAAAAGCCCAGACACAGGCGCGAUUCUCUCAAUGAAGUUGGCGAUCUUGUGAGUGGUAACCUUGUGGAUGUGGCUGACAACAACGAAACGGCAACAGAAAAUGAGCCGAAAAUGUCAGAAAUGGAUCGGCAUGCUAAAUUAAAACUACAGGGACACUGUCCGAUGCGAAAUGAUACUCAAGUGGAAGAAGAUAGGGAGAAGAGACUAUCCGUCGAAGCGAAAUUGGGAGGACACCGUGACGAUGCACUGGCAGGUUUGCUGAAUGUUCGGAAAGAAAUGACACAUCUUCGAGCGAUGACAAACAAUGAAGAGAGUUGUGGUAGCAACUUUGUCGAAAAACGUAGCACGCCUGCGCAAAAUGUGCUCGAUGCUGCAGAUAUUGCCGAAGAAGCGCAAGAACAAUUUCAUUUGAAGCAGGAUACCCAGACAUGGAAGGAACCUAAAAAAGCAGGGCGCUACAUGGAGAGAUUGACGCAUGCUGAUGGUGUGUCUCGGAGCUCGCUUAUAGUGCCAAGUAAUGAUGUCGCUUGUGAGCAACCGAAAGAAAGCAGCUCUUUGAAAUUGCCUGAACAGGGUAUGUACCACGCAACAACAAGAAUGGAUUCGAAUGAAAGACUUGAAAGCAACUAUCUGGGUCUGCAAGGUGCUCAUAGUCCGCCUCGCGUAUCUCACCAUUCAAAUGCGAGGAUUGACGAGCCUAAACUCUUACGUUUUGCAGAAAAGGAUCGAGGUGAACGCAUAGAGGCACCGUCGCUAAAUUUGCAGCAGGAUGCCCGCCCUCGAUUUCAGGCUUCGUUUGACGCUCACGAGCAAGCUGGGCGUUUUGAUGAAGCAGAGAAGCUCUUUGCUACCAAGGAUGAUCCGUCGGCCUUGGGCAUCUAUAACAGACCGCAAUCACCCGAGCCGGAGCGUUAUAUGCAUUCGAAGCCUUAUCAAGUGCGUUUUCCUCCAACACAGCUAGGGGCAAAGCUGAAUCCUUCUUUUGCUAAGGCUCAAAAGAAAAUAGUGGUCGAAGAGAAGAUCGACGCUGCUUCAAAAGAUGUGGUCACGGAAGACGUGACCGCGGUUGCUAACGCAGAAAUCGAAGCUGCUCCGGUGGAGGGUCACAAGGAGGUGUCACUGAAAGACCGUCAACCUGUGAGUAGCCAUGACGAAACCAACGAGAUAGUAGCACCAGACUGUGCCAAGCGUGACACUACCCCUGAUACCGCUCCUCGCCUCACCUCGAAGGUAUCAGCUGUUGUUCAAGGAAGAAAAACGCCGCCAGCGACAUUAGGCUGGGCUAGCUCCUUUGCUAUCACCAUCGUUGUCUUUUUGGCGGCGAUGUUCUGCAUGAUUGGCAUUCUGCGAGCAGCGAAGAAGGUACAAGAUUCUCAUGAGUAUCACUUGGCUUUGAAAACGCGGAUCGAAAAGUUUGAGGCAAGUAUCACCGAGACCCACAAGAAGGUACUGAAGCUCGAGGAUGAUUAUGCUAUCUGGAGUGAUUACGUGCGUAAGCUCACGGAAGAAGACGAAGUGCACGCCCUGGCUCAGCUGGAAGCUAUUCAAGUUGAAGUCCAAAAGUGGCAGCAUGAGAUGAAUGCAGAUCUUGUGGCAUUCCAACAGGCGCUUUUGGUGGACUCUAUUGGGGCUUCAUUUGCAGACUUGCAUGUGAACAACACCAAGCAAAUUUGA